AUGCAGGCGUCUAGUGUGCAACCUGUAUUUAAAUUGGAAUUAAAUCACAAAGUAACACCUGGGAUAGUAACUGUCGCAAAGUAUGACGGUGCUCAUAGCUGCCUUACGGCGUCUGCUGGUUACGACAAAAUCAUUAUCCAUCACCCUCAUGGAGGCAUGAUAAGCGGACGUGCACAACGAUCUUCAGCUCACGGAGAGGUUUCUGAGCUUAAUCUUAGUCAAGCAGUUAUUGCCUUAGCCACAGGACCAAUUAAACCAGAUUGUAAUCGAGAUAUGCUACUCAUAGGAUCUCCUACUCAAAUAUUAGCAUAUGAUGUUCACGAUAACUCAGAUCUGUUUUUCAAAGAAGCCCCAGAUUGUGUUAAUGUGAUUAUAGUAGGUCAUUUUGGUAAAUAUAACGAAAUCCUAGUUAUUGUUGGUGGUAAUAGUUCCGUACUUGCACUUAAUUGGGAAGGAAAUGAAAUAUUUUGGAACGUAGUAAGUGGUAAAGUUUGCUCGAUGAUAACUUUCGACUUUGACAGGGAUGGUGAAAAUGAGCUUCUUAUUGGAUGUGAAGAUUCAUACAUUAAAGUACUAAAAAAUAAUCAAUUUAUAAUGGAACUGGCUGAAACUGGGCCCGUUCUUUGUUUAUCACAAAUAAGUGACGUCAGAUUCGCUUAUGGAUUAGCAAACGGAACCAUAGGAAUAUACGAAGAAGGCAUUAGAUUAUGGAGAGUUAAGUCUAAGCAAAACGCAGUUUCUCUCCGAUGGUCAGGUGAUAGUCUAGCAUGUUGUUGGGCCAAUGGUCGAAUAGAUUGGCGAGAUGGAACAGGACGAGUUCACAGACGUGUGCAAAUGCGAUCUAAUGCAGCAGCUAUGUUGCUUGCUGACUAUCGAUCCAUUGGAGUACCUGAUCUUGUUUGUAUUUCCGAUAGAGGAGAAGUGCUAGGCUAUCCUCCUGUACAAGAGAAUAUGGGAAUGAAUACAACCUCAAAUAAGUUGGCGAACGAAGAGGACCGCUUGGCUGUUACAGAAUUAUUAAAUAAAAAGCAGGCUUUAAUGGUUGAGUUACAACAUUAUGAAGCAAAUGCUUCUAGUAUGAAUCUAGAUCUAGAGAGAUCUACAACUGCUAUGCCAACUAGCACCAAAUUACAAGUUGCUGUUGCGGCUGAUACCGACGAAGGUUGUCUUCAAUUGGCCAUUUCAACAAAUAAUAGCACAAUCGUACGUGUAGCGCUAGUUCUGGCUGAGGGUAUUUUCGAAUCAGGCGAAACUUUAGCAAGACAUCCUAAUUCAACACAAUUGAAAUCUCUCCUGUAUGUACCUUUGGAACCACCUAGAGAUGUUCCUGUUGAUGUUCAUAUUAAGGCUCUUGUUGGUUAUCCAGAAAGUGAACAAUUUCAUAUUUUUGAAUUGACAAAACAGUUGCCACGAUUUUCAAUGUAUACGAUGUUAAGUACAUCAAUAGUUAAGACAAAAAUCGAUAGCUAUGUAAGCUUUCGUAUUACUGAGAGAGUUCAAAGGAUCUGUAUUUGGAUCAACCAAAAUUUUCUUUUAGAUGAAGAGAUUGACUUAGAAAAUGAGGACACUAGAGAACUGCACAUUAGUUUCCUGUGCCUUAGAGACAGAUCUCGAGUAGAUCUGGAUUUUGGUGCAGACGGUCAAGUGAAGUUUACCACUCAUGACAUUAGAUUAGCUGGCGAUUUAAUUCAGAGCUUAGCUAUAUAUUUAAAUUUAUCCGAUUUACAGUCUCUAGCUAGAUUUCCAGAAGCUGAAGAAAAACUGAGAUCAGAAAUGAAUAUAGUGUCUGAAGUGGGCGAGACCAGGUACAGAUUAGCAGCAGAAACUGCAGAAAAGGCUCAGUUGAUCACGGCAUUGUUGCCUGCUGCUCAAGAUGCAGCAUCUUAUGAUUUAAAGGAAAUGCUAAACAGAUACAAAGAUGUCAUUUUGUUAAAUGAAGAAUUAUUGACAAGUUGUCACAUUCGUUGUGCUACGCAAGAACAGGCAGUAGCCUCACUCAAAAAUCUUCAUACUAUUUUACAACAGGCAGCUAGACUAAGAGUGGGGAAAUAUAGCAAAGCUGUUAUAACAGCUUGUAGGGCAGCUGUAAGUGAUAACAAUACCGAAGCCCUUGUUAAAAUACUUCAAGCUGGAGAUAAUUAA
Messenger RNA from Vanessa atalanta (red admiral), 2142 nucleotides. RefSeq names its product Bardet-Biedl syndrome 2 protein homolog. Gene Ontology annotation, cellular component: membrane; BBSome; ciliary basal body. The record is from RefSeq and is a predicted model, not a curated record. The transcript is spliced from 11 exons. Gene Ontology annotation, molecular function: protein binding. Lineage: Eukaryota; Metazoa; Arthropoda; Insecta; Lepidoptera; Nymphalidae. Gene Ontology annotation, biological process: non-motile cilium assembly. Bases 1 to 2142 code for a protein of 713 amino acids.